Molecule: messenger RNA, 405 nt
Organism: Cryptomeria japonica (Japanese cedar)
Lineage: Eukaryota; Viridiplantae; Streptophyta; Pinopsida; Cupressales; Cupressaceae
Exons: 1
Coding region: 1-405 (134 amino acids)
Source: RefSeq, a predicted model, not a curated record
AUGGAGCCCGGGCGGAGCUCCGGUGGCCAGCGGCUGAACGCGGUGACUGGGCGGUGUAGGGAAGCAGCAGGCGGCGCAGUGGCUGGGCGUGGGCGGCAGCCGGGAGCUACAGGGCGACGGCCGAGGAGAGGAGCAUCUGGUGGGGGCGGCAGUGCAGCAAAGGCCGCCACCGGCGGCGGGGCCAGAAUCGGCGACGGGGAGACCAAGGUCGGGCUAAGUGCUGGGGCAGGCAGGUGGUGGCCGGCGGGGAGCCGGGGAGGGCGAAGGCCAGUGGAGGCACUGUCGGCGGGGGCCGGAGGCUGCAGUAGCAGUGGGCCGGAAAGCACAAGGAGCCGGCGAGGAGCCGGAGGGGCCACCGGCGGGGGCUGCAGAGGCCUAAGAAAGUUGCCGGGAGCCAGAGGAUGA